AUGGACUCGAAAUUGUGUCCGAGGCAAACAACCCGUUUCAAGAGAUGUUCUUCUCAUCGUGAUUCUAAGACAACGAGUACGAGUUUAGCCAUGAGAGAAGAUACCAUGUUUAAGAAAGCUUACGAGCUUUCGACUCUCUGCGACAUCCAAGUCUGCGUACUCUAUUACGGCCGUGAUGGAGAACUCAUCAAGACAUGA
Arabis nemorensis is the source of this 198-nucleotide messenger RNA. The record is from the annotation of a GenBank genome assembly. Lineage: Eukaryota; Viridiplantae; Streptophyta; Magnoliopsida; Brassicales; Brassicaceae.